AUGAUGCUGGUGCAAUCGCGCGGCAUGAUCGGUGCCGAGGCAUGGGUGCGGGAUGGCAGCUGGCAGGAAAAGGGACUGUACCCGCUCCAGUCCAGGGUCUGGGGCAAGACGGCAGGCGAGCCGGCUCUCAAUCCCCGUUUUCUGGAAUUGAACAACGUGCUGCUGCAGCCACACCACGCGUCAGGUACCUUCGAGACGCGAAAGGCAGACAUGAAAACAAUCGUCAUUCAUGAAGCGAGAGACCUUCGCAUUGAAGAUCGUGACGCAAGCGAUCCCGGUCCGGGAGAAGUGCAGAUCAAGAUUGCAGCUGGCGGCAUUUGCGGAUCCGACCUGCACUACUUCAAUCACGGCGGCUUCGGGCCGGUACGGCUGAAGGAACCCAUGAUCCUUGGUCACGAAGUUGCCGGUCAUGUUACGGCGCUUGGAGACGGGGUCUCCGGCUUGUCCAUCGGCCAGCUGGUCGCCGUCUCUCCAUCUCGUCCCUGCGGAAAUUGCAGAUAUUGCAACGAAGGGCGUCACAACCAGUGUCUCAACAUGCGCUUUUACGGCAGUGCCAUGCCGUUCCCUCACAUCCAGGGAGCGUUCCGUCAGGUCCUGGUUGCCGAUGCCGCACAAUGCGCUCCGGCGGAUGGUCUUACACCCGGCGAGGCGGCCAUGGCCGAACCCCUUUCCGUUUGCCUGCAUGCGACCCGUCAAGCCGGCACGAUGAUGGGGAAAUCGGUCCUGGUCACCGGCUGCGGACCGAUCGGCAUCCUGUGCAUUCUGGCGGCCCGCAGGGCCGGAGCCGACCUGAUUGUUGCAACCGAUCUUAGCCCGUUCACACUCAAGAUGGCCGAGGCCGCCGGAGCUGAUCUGACGCUCAACAUGGCGGAAAACCCCGCUGACCUUGAACAAUUCACGGCGGACAAGGGCACAUUCGACGUUCUUUUCGAAUGUUCAGGCGCCGCGCCUGCCCUUGCUGCAGGGAUUUCGGCCAUGCGUCCGGGAGGCACAAUUGUCCAGCUUGGCCUUGGCGGUGACAUGAGCCUUCCGAUGAUGGCCAUCACCGCAAAGGAAUUGGCACUGAAGGGGUCGUUCCGGUUUCACGAGGAAUUCUUCACAGCGGUCAGCCUGAUGCAGAAAGGCCUGAUCGAUGUGAAACCCUUCAUCACUCAGACCUUUGCGCUCAACGACGCCGUUGCCGCCUUCGAAAUUGCAGGCGAUCGCAGUCAAACGGUGAAGGCCCAGAUCGCGUUUGCCUGA
This is a messenger RNA of Effrenium voratum, 1242 nucleotides long. The record is from the annotation of a GenBank genome assembly. NCBI's taxonomy places the organism in Eukaryota, Dinophyceae, Suessiales, Symbiodiniaceae.